Salarias fasciatus (jewelled blenny) is the source of this 2697-nucleotide messenger RNA. RefSeq names its product mediator complex subunit 16 (gene med16). The record is from RefSeq and is a predicted model, not a curated record. Gene Ontology annotation, cellular component: mediator complex. Gene Ontology annotation, molecular function: protein binding. NCBI's taxonomy places the organism in Eukaryota, Metazoa, Chordata, Actinopteri, Blenniiformes, Blenniidae. Gene Ontology annotation, biological process: positive regulation of DNA-templated transcription.
AGAAGAUGGAGCUGGCGUAUGUGUGUGAGUGGGAGCGGCGGGGGUCCGGGUCCGGGUCCGGGUCCGGGUCUGGAUCCGGGUCCGGGUCCGGGUCUGGUCCCGGACUCUGUCCCUCCGUCCCCCUGGUCUGCUCCUGGUCCUGCCGGAACCUGCUGGCCUUCAGCAGCGACCUGAAGACGGAGGACGGCAACAGCAGAGAAGUGAGUCACAUGAUCCACAUCGUGGACACGGAGCACCCCUGGGACGUCUUCUCCAUCAACUCGGGACACUCGGAGCUCAUCACCUGCCUGGAGUGGGACCAGUCAGGUUCCCGGCUGCUGUCGGCCGACGCCGACGGCCUGGUGAAGUGCUGGGCCAUGCAGGAGCACCUGGUGAACCGCUGGCACAGCGAGCUCAGCAGCAGCGUGGACGGUGACCCCGUGGUGGCGCUCAGCUGGCUGCACAACGGCGUCAAGCUGGCGCUGCACGUGGAGAUGUCGGGCUCCACUAACUUCGGGGAGAAGUUCUCUCGGGUGAAGUUCUCGCCGUCGCUGACGCUGUUCGGCGGGAAGCCGAUGGAGGGCUGGCUGGCGGUGACGGCCAGCGGCCUGGUCGCCGUGGCGCUGCUGAAGCCCGGGGGUGGGGCCGCCGGGGGCCCCGCCCCCCUGCUGACGGCCAGCGAGAGCCUGUGCCGCCUGCGGGGCCGCGUGGCGCUGGCCGACAUCGCCUUCACCGGCGGCGGCAACAUCGUGGUGGCCGCCACCGACGGCUCCGCCUCCUCGCCCGUCCAGUUCUACAAGGUGGUGGUGAGCGUGGUGAGCGAGAAGUGCCGCAUCGACACGGAGCUGCUGCCGUCGCUCUUCCUGCGCUGCACCAGCGACCCGCUGCGGCGCGACAAGUACCCGGCCGUCACCCACCUCAAGUUCCUGACCCGGGAGAACUCCGAGCAGGUGCUGCUGUGUGCGUCCAAUCAGAGCGGCAGCAUCGUGGAGUGCUGGUCUCUGAGGAAGGAGGGACUUCCAGUCAACAACAUCUUCCAGCACCGCUCCCCCGUGGUGGGGGAGAAGCAGCCCACCAUCCUGAAGUGGCGGAUCCUGACCACCACCGGGGACCUGGAGCGGGUCUCGGCCGUGGCCCUGCCCAAACUGCCCAUCUCCAUCUCAAACACCGACCUCAAGGUGGCGACAGACACCAAGUUCUGCCCCGGCCUGGGCCUGGCGCUGUCCUUCCAGGACGGCUCCAUCCAGAUCCUGCACCGCCUGUCCCUGCACACCAUGGGGGUGUACUACGGCCCCCCCUCCGAGGAGCCCCCCUUGCUCAAGAGGCCCCGGCCGGGACCCGGACCCGGACCGGGACCCGGGCCGCACUUCAAGGCCCUGCAGUUCUCCUGGACCUCGCUGGCCCUGGCUGGAGUGGACAACCAGGGGAAGCUCCACAUGCUGCGGGUGUCCCCCUCCAUGGGCCAGGUGCUGGACCCGUCCACGGCGCUGCGCCACCUGCUGCUGCUGCUGGAGUACUGCAUGGUGACGGGCUACGACUGGUGGGACGUGCUGCUGCACGUGCAGCCGGCGGCGGCGGCGCCGCUGGCCGAGCGCCUCCACGAGGAGUACACCCGGCAGAACCAGGCGCUGCAGCAGGUGCUGGCGGCGCGCGUGGUGGCCGCCAAGGCCUCGCUGUGCCGGCUGUCGGCCGCCGCCGCGCCGCGCGCCUCCGACCUGCACGCCAAGCUGCUGCUGAUGGCGGUGGGCGCCACGCUCAAGUCGCUGCUGCGGCCGCACGCGCCCGCCGCGCCCGACAAGAGCCCCGGCGAGCGGCUGAGCGAGAUCUGCGCCAAGAACACCGACACCGACAUCGACAAAGUGAUGCUGAACCUGAAGACGGAGGAGUUCGUGCUGGACGGCCCGCCGCUGCAGUCGCUGCAGCAGCUCAUCCAGUGGCUGGGGGACUUCGUGCUGCACCUGCUGGCCUCGCUGCCGCAGCAGCACCAGCAGGGGGCGACGGCGACCACGGCGCGGCCCGGCUCGGGCUUCCUGCGCGACGGCGCCUCCCUGGGGCUCCUGAGAGAAAUGCUGGUCAUGAUCCGCAUCUGGGGGCUGCUGAAGCCCGGCUGCCUCCCCGUCUUCACCGCCACCUCCGACACCCAGGACAGCCUGCUGCUGCUGUUCCGCCUGCUCACCAAGCUCUGGCUCUGCGCGCGGGACGACGCCCCCCCCCAGGAGCCGGACGACUCCCUGCUGGACGAGUGCUGCCUGCUGCCCAGCCAGCUGCUGGUGCCGCAGCUGGACUGGCUGCCGGCCGGCCGCGGCGUCACGGUGCGCCUGCAGGCCGCGCGCCUCCCGUUGCGCCUCGCCUUCGGCCGCUGCCCCGCCCCCUGCGCCGGCGGCUCCUCCCCGCCGCCUGACGCCCAGAAGGUGGACCACCUGCGCUGCGUCCACAUGGGGGUGCUGCCCACCGAGGAGAGCAAGGCCUGCACCCGGUGCGGCUGCGUCACCAUGCUGCGCUCGCCCAACAAGACCAGCGCCAUGAAGCAGUGGGAGCAGCGCUGGAUCAAGAACUGCCUCUGCGGGGUGUGGAGGAGGAUCCCCCCCGCCACCGCCUGAGAGACCCCCCCCCCCCCCCCCCCCCCCGGACCGGACCCCCCAGGACCGGAUCAGACCCCCCCCGGACUGGAUCCAACUGUUUUUACUGCCUGUGUAAAUAAAGUUUGUUUUGAAUGUU